AUUAUUCCAAGUUGCACUUAUUAUCUUAGUGAGAUUCCAAUGAAAUUGAUUCCAAUGAUUACAAAUAUUCAAUUAUUAUCUGUUCUAUGCUUACUUACUUAUGUGAAUGCAGGUUUAUUACAAAAAUCAAAUGGAGGUAAGAAUAAUUUUAAAUAAAUGAUUCUAUCAUGAAUAUUUCUUUUUCUUUUUCAAUAUUUAAAUUAAUAUCAAUUAACUGGUGACAUAUAAAUCUACAUGAUACAUAACAAUAAUGAUACAAAACUAACUAGACAACAAACUGAUAUUAUUAUCAGUGUGAAAUAUUCAUUAAAUUCUGAAUGUUAUAUGUACAAUGUUUGUUUCCUAACAGAAAUCAUAUGUUUAAUUUCAACUAAUCCAUGAAAUUAAACGACAUAUUCAUCAUUGUUUUCAGUGAAUCACUAUCUCACAACAGACCUGGUUGAACUCCAUUGGUCACUGUUUCUCAUUAGAACUCCAUGAAAUACCUCUGGAAGCCAGUCAAUAGAGAGCAUAUGUUGAUUAAUAUCAAAAAGGGUUUUUGUGGAUAUCAUAGUAAUUUCAAUAGUUAAGAUGAUGAGUCACUGAAAUGGACGUCCAGUGCUUCCAGGUUUCCCAUAGUUAUCUAGCUUCAAUUGACUCAUGAUCCCAACUAUUGAAAUUACGAUAAUAUUCACAUGAAAAACACCCCUUCUGACAGAAAUCAUAUAGUUAAGAAGUUGUAUUUCAUUUAUUUAUAAAUACUCUUGAAAUCUAACAGAUUAAUGUUUCACAACAGAAUUGCUAGCGAGUAAGAAUAUCAAGAAUAAAGUAAGAAUACUAUAAUAUCGAAUGCUUAGUUCUAUCUAACAUCCCAUAUUUUAUUCAAUAUUCAGUCAAAUAUGUCUAGAAAAUAAUAAAGAAAAUAACAAGAAUUCGAUUAUUGAGAAAGUAGAAUGAUAAACUGAGGAUAUAUUAGAACACUUCUUCGAUUAUUCACAUAAUCAAAUUAACGGGAGAUCAACAUUCUAAUCAACUGGUCAUUCCUUCUCUUGUUCUGUUUAAACACAUCAUUACUCAAAUCAGUGAAUGAUAUUGAAAAUUAUUGACUGAAAUGUUUUAAUAGACUGAGUAUUUGUAGUGAUUUGCUCUAUACUAUAAAGACAGAGUGAGAAAGUUGGACAAAUCAGUAGUAUAAAUUACAUGUGAGGUUUAUUCUAAAAUGUAUUGAAUGUUGGAUUUGCUGAGAUUGUUAACACUGACAAAUGUUAAAUUUAAACAUGUGAUUGAAUUCGAUGAAUAACUUCAACAAACGUUUUCUUUCAAAAUGUAUUACAGAUGAAAUUUCAUCCGUCGGAAAGACUGAUCCUGGACAAGAUAUAGAGCCGUCAAUCGUUUCUAAUGUUGUUGCAGAAAGUGUUGAUAGUUUGAAUGAAACCACAAAUGUAGACAGUCAUAAAGAAGGAACAUCUAACUCAAAUUCCUCUCAGUCGAUUGUAGUGGCUGACGUUGCUAACACUGAGACUGUUGCCAACUUAACCUCAAAUCCUCCAGAAUCUACGAUAGGAAAUUCUGACAACAAUUCAGAUAGCACUGGCAACUCAGAUGUUUCCUCUACUCUGACGACAGAAACUGAUACUACUCAAAAUGAUAUCGUUGUUCCGAUAAUUGCAGAGGGUUCAGAAAAUCAUACAGAAAGUACUUCUACUGUGACAAGUGGUGAAAAUUAUACAGAAAGCACUUCUACUGUGACAAGUGGUGAAAAUUAUACAGAAAGCACUUCUACUGUGACAAGUGGUGAAAAUCAUACAGAAACAAUUAUAUCUGAUUCAACCUCAGAAAAUCUUGAUAACCAUACAGAAGCCCUUACAGAUGCUAAUGCACCUUCUCCUUUGAUAGUAGCCGUUGGUGAUCUUUGUAAAGAGUUUGGCAUUUACAUGGACACACAGUUGACUAGUCCAACAUCAGAAGACUUGAAAAAUCAGACAGAAAACACUGGUAACUCAGAUAUAACCCCUUAUACACAGGUCCAUAACGUUGACGAAAAUCGUACUGAUGACUCUCACUUAGAGUCAACUUCAGAAAGUGUUGAUAUUCGAGCACAAACUUCUACAGAAACACCUAAAUAUCCUUCUCCUUUGAUGAAACUAAUUGAUAACCUUUGCAAGGUGUUCACUAACACAAAUGAAAUUGUCUCUGAUACAACAGAAGAACCUACCGAAAUCAUCACAACAACUGAGACAAACAACAUCACUGAGUCAGAAACCAAGUCUACCGACAACGAAACACAAAGUGUUUCCAAUAUUUGCAUUAAUACUAUGUGUGCAAAUGAAACAGGCACAACAACUGAACAACCAAGUACUACAGUAUUGCAUCAUUUAAAUCUUUCUGAUAUAAAGAGUAAGAAGUGUAAAACAAAGAAAUCAGAUGAAGAUGACUGUGAAACCGAUUCAGAAAAUGAAGAUGCCUCGGAAGGAACCGAUAGUGAUGGUGAUAGUGAUGAUGAAAGUGAUGAUGAUAAUGAAUAAAAUUGAUAAAAUUGUGCUGACAUUAAACACAAUCUCUGGUGUACCACGAGAUGAUUUUACAUUUAUUAAGCACAAAACAAAAGCAAAAAUGAAUUAGCGUACUAAUCUUUUAAAUUCCGCUUAAAUUUUACAAUUUAAACAUUGAAACAAGUUCUGUCAACUGAUUGCAAAAAGAUCAAUGUAACAUUCAGUCAUUAUGUAUUACAUUUUAUCUCUUCACAAUAUAUAUACAUACUUGGUAUUGGCUGAAAUAUAAAUUUUUCUUAAAUU
Molecule: messenger RNA, 2774 nt
Organism: Schistosoma intercalatum
Lineage: Eukaryota; Metazoa; Platyhelminthes; Trematoda; Strigeidida; Schistosomatidae
Source: the annotation of a GenBank genome assembly